CCUCCGUCAUUCUUAUUUUAUCUUGCCCCCCCUCUCUUUCUCUCUCCCUUGAUCACCGUCUCCUUCCUUUUCCCUUCUUCUUCUUCUUCUCUACAGAUUUUGAAAACUAUUUUCCUGCAAAUUAAAUAAACAUCCCCAUCUCUGUGUAGCCAACUUUUCUAAAAUUGCAUGCCCUCUCAUGGAUUUCAAGUAAGAGUUUUAAAGAUCAGAUAGCACGAGUUUGUCUUGCUUCUCUUUUCUCCCUUCCUGUUUCGUUUUCUGGUCGACUAAACUGCAUUUGUGCACGCUACCCACUUCAAAUCUCUGAAUCCCCAUCUUGGAAAAACAAGUAAAAGUCGAUCUGUGGUCAGUUUACUUUGUAUAUCUGUAAGUUUUCUCUUCCUUUUUGUGGUCGAUAAGGAAGCAAGAUUUUAAUUGAACAAGCGUCAACAUGCUUAUGGAAAUCGCACAAGGAGGAGGAGGAGGAGGAAGCAGCAGCAGCAGCACCAGUAAUGGCAGAGCGGCCAAGGAUCCGUCGUCUGCGCCCAGCAGGUACGAAUCACAGAAAAGGAGAGACUGGAAUACCUUCGGGCAGUACCUCAAGAACCACCGGCCACCUCUGACCCUGUCCAGGUGUAGCGGCGCCCACGUCCUGGAGUUCCUUAGGUACCUUGAUCAGUUCGGCAAGACCAAAGUCCACAACCCCAUAUGCCCCUUCUUCGGCCAUCCCAUGCCGCCAGCGCCCUGCCCCUGUCCUCUCCGGCAGGCUUGGGGCAGCCUCGACGCACUUAUCGGCCGCCUCCGCGCUGCCUUCGAGGAGAACGGCGGCCAGCCUGAGGCCAACCCCUUCGGCGCGCGGGCCGUCCGGCUCUACCUCCGCGAGGUGCGCGAGCACCAGGCGAAGGCGAGGGGAAUCGCCUACGAGAAGAAGAAGCGCAGGCCUCCGACGGCGGGGGGGACGAGCAAGGCAAUGCCGCUCCAACUGUCGACGACGUCGUCCUCCUCCUCCUCGUGCUCUUCUUCUUCGUCGGCUUCCCCGUCGUCGACAUCUACUGCUCCGCCAUUAAUGGGCGUGCCGCAGAGUCACCAGGGCUUCCAUCACCAUCACCAGAUCCUUGUGGGCGCGCCCGUCGGUGUUGGCGACGGCAGCCUCGGCGUCGGGUCGUCGACGAUGGUGGUGGGGGCGUCUGGUUCAGGUGGGGCGAUGAUUCCCUUGUCAGUGCUGAACUAGCCAGCUCGCUAGGCUCGGCUUUGGAGGACCACCGCAUCUUUAGUUCAAUCCUGUUACGUGGACCGGAAGAUGUUCUUGAAAUCCAAGGUACCAUCCAUGGCAGAUCUCUCUUAAUCCGAGGCUGUAUCAGUUCCUUUCCUUUUCUUCUUCUUUUAUCUUUCUCUGAGUUUGGGAAUUAGGAAGAUAGUAAGAUGUAUAUGGCGGUCGAUAGAACUCUUUUCCCUACGUAUUAGCUAGGAUUAUAGCAGCUAUGGUACUCUUCUGAGAAAUAUGUGGACGAUAUUCGAGACUUGCUUGUUCCUAA
This is a messenger RNA of Nymphaea colorata (pocket water lily), 1514 nucleotides long. RefSeq names its product protein G1-like4. NCBI's taxonomy places the organism in Eukaryota, Viridiplantae, Streptophyta, Magnoliopsida, Nymphaeales, Nymphaeaceae. Gene Ontology annotation, biological process: mRNA transcription; response to light stimulus. The record is from RefSeq and is a predicted model, not a curated record. Bases 431 to 1210 code for a protein of 259 amino acids. Gene Ontology annotation, cellular component: nucleus. The transcript has a single exon.